Mugil cephalus (flathead mullet) is the source of this 1451-nucleotide messenger RNA. RefSeq names its product cell wall protein DAN4-like. Gene Ontology annotation, cellular component: membrane raft; external side of plasma membrane. The transcript has 6 exons. Gene Ontology annotation, biological process: T cell activation; positive regulation of ERK1 and ERK2 cascade; interleukin-15-mediated signaling pathway. Bases 61 to 867 code for a protein of 268 amino acids. The record is from RefSeq and is a predicted model, not a curated record. Gene Ontology annotation, molecular function: MHC class II protein binding; protein tyrosine kinase binding. NCBI's taxonomy places the organism in Eukaryota, Metazoa, Chordata, Actinopteri, Mugiliformes, Mugilidae.
GACUCUGUCUUUCAUCAACGUGAGGACGAGAGAAGAGGACGAGAGAGACAGAGAAGAACAAUGGUUGAGUUCAGAUGGAUUCAAAUGUCUUUAUUCGUGAUCCUGAUGCUUCAGUUUCCAGCAACAACUGGACAACUUUCAUCUGUCACUGUCAGAGUUGGAGAUGACGCCACUUUGUCUUGUGGAAAUCGGAUAGAUGGACAGAAGAACUGUGACAAUAUAACCUGGUACUUCAAUGAUAUAAAAGGAAGAAUAUUGAUGACGCUAGUUGAUCUUGGACAGGUCAGAUCUAAACCAGACAGACUGAGUAUUACAACAACCUGUUCUCUGGUUAUAAAGAAGGUCACGGUGGAGGAUGUUGGUCAAUACUUGUGCAGUUCACUACAACAGCAACAGUACAUGAACUCUGUGGUUGAUCUGUCUGUUAUUACUAGCAAUGAUCCAACAACUCUAACACCAACCACAACAACAACAUCACCAACCACAACAACAACCACAACAACAACAUCACCAACCACAACAACAACAACAACAACAACUGCAAUAACAACAGAUAAAUCAGCAACAACUGGAAAAUCAACCACAGCAUCAAUAACCACUACAAUAAGAUCAGUGACAAUUAUAUCUCCAACCAUCAAUGAGCCACCAAAUCAACAAGAUUCUUCCCAUUUGUUGAGAUCCAUCAUUGUGUCUGUGGGUUUAGCAGCACUCUUAAUAUCUGUUGUUACAGUCAACAUGUGGAUUAAAAGUAAAGGGAACAAGACACAGAUGGAAGAAAACACUGUGCAGAAUGAUGGAGGUGAAGGUGAAGGUUCAGUGAUCUAUGAAAACUAUGGAGACCCUUCUGCUUCAGUCAGACUCCACUGAUCAACGACUUCAACAUCAACUCACCACAGACACGAGUCCACUGCUUAAACAUCAUCUCAUCACAUUUAACAUGAGCAGAAAACAACACAAGCACAAGAUCAUUUUAAUACUGUGGAUCAACAACAUGACAACACAUUUAGAGUCUUCAGCUAAAUCACAUCAACACUGUUUGAUCUCAGCUUCAACCAACAAGAAAUAUUUCUGAUAGUAUUUAUGUAGAACAUUUACUGUCAUUUAUUUGUGUAAUGUAUUGUGUGAUAUACCCAAUGCACAUAAAAUUGCAAAUAAAUUUCGAGUAAAAAAAUCUGAAUUAUUUUCUCUCUGGUUAUGAGCAGAGAUAAAUAUGUUGAUUCAUUAACACAAAAUGGUUUAUGUCAAUGUUCAGUGUGACUAUUUGGCAGCAAUUAGAUCUAUUCACACCUGUCCUUCUGGGUCAAAUUGACCUGGUGAUAAUCUUAACUGAUUAUAGUUUCUGAGAAGUUUUGUGUUUGAGAAUGGACCAACUAUGGAUCAAUUUAUGAGGGUAAGCAUUACAAGAAAACUGUCAUUAACUUUAUAUUAUAAGAAAACUGUCAUUAACUUUA